Messenger RNA from Halichondria panicea, 1961 nucleotides. RefSeq names its product E3 ubiquitin-protein ligase TRIM45-like. NCBI's taxonomy places the organism in Eukaryota, Metazoa, Porifera, Demospongiae, Suberitida, Halichondriidae. The record is from RefSeq and is a predicted model, not a curated record. Gene Ontology annotation, molecular function: zinc ion binding. Bases 121 to 1836 code for a protein of 571 amino acids. The transcript has a single exon.
AUGUUUGUACUAGAGUACUAAUUAGGUUUCAAUGUUGAUACAAAUUAUUAUCAUUGUUGGCGUGGUUGGUUGAUGUAUAUGUUAGCAGGAGUUUUUUUUAGUGAUAGGUAGUCGUGGCUGAUGUAUAUGUUAGCAGGAGUUUUAUUAGUGAUAGGUAGUCUAGUGUGUUUUGGCUUCCUUUGUUUAGGCGUGGUUGGCAAAAUGGCAAGCAAAGGAACUGUUAGCAGUGAGGUGGAUACUACCUGUCACAUCUGUUUGGAGCAGUACAAGAUCCCAAAGUUGCUGCCCUGUGGACACUCAUUCUGUCUCCAGUGUCUAGUCAAGAUUGAUGAAGCCAACACAAAGCCUAGAGCUAGAGCUAGAGCUAUCUUCAGGCAAAGUGUCAUCUGCUGUCCAGAAUGUCGAACUAACCACAAUAUUUCGAAUGGCCCUUCAUCUUUGCUGACUGACUACACCAUGUUGUGGGAGCUACAGACGUUGGCUUGGCGUGCUGGGUUGGAUAAGAGGCGCUCUGUUUGUGGUGGGUGUCCCGAUGGUCGUGGUUGCAGCAGUUUCUGUGUCGACUGCGAUGAUUUCUUGUGCUCAGUCUGCGUACAACCUCACAAACGAAUGAAGAAGUUGGCCAAACACAAGUUGAUUGAUAUCAAAGACCUGGCUACUGUCAAACCAACGCCGGAGCCUACAACGUGUGCAUCUCACCCGUCCCUACUGGUCAGCAUGUACUGCUCUACGUGUAGUCUGCUCAUCUGCACCGACUGUAUUGCUUGCGCUAGCCACUCCACGCACACACUCCACACCCUCACUGCUGACAUACUCAAAUCCUUUGAACAAAAACUGGAUGACCUUAUCCAAAACACAGACAAAGCUGUAUCCCAAAGAGUUCAGAGGAUCGAUGAAAUCAACAACGUUCAAGAAACAAUGAAAGAGAAUCCGAUCAAAUUGAAAAAGGCUAUCGAUGAAAUAGCAGACAAGUGCUUGUUAGCUGUGGAGCGGCUGAGGGACAAUGCACAUGCACAAGUCGACCAAAAACUGGCAACCAGCUUGGAGAAAAGUAAUGAACAAAAACAGAUGAUUACUGGUGAACUAAAUACGCUCAAGUCUUGUGGACGGUUUGUACAGAAAACGCUUUCAUGUAGCGAACCUGCUGCCAGAACAGCAAUGGUUGCUAAGGCCGCUAGUGUGUUGUCAGGGGUUACAGUGACCUCUACUAAAGUUUCAGCAAUCGUACCGCUUGUCAUGGCUGUGAACGAUAUCGAAUCCAUGUUCCAGUCUGAAACACUAGUGUCAGAAUUCAACCCAUCUAAGAUAAAGGUGACUGGUUGGACUCACUCUACCGUCAGAAAUCAGAUGGUAAUACAAGUAACUAUUCCAGUGGUGCCCCCUCCAAAGCCAGAGUUCAGAGUGGAAUACAGUAGCCUUCGCCGAGAACUUCCAUUGAAGGUUAAGGCAGUGGACAGCAAAACUUGGAGGCUAGAGUUCACUCCGUGCUACAUUGGACACCAUUCUUUGAAGGUGAAUCUGUUUGAUGAAUGCUUUUUUAUUCCAGCGUCAUCACAGUACAUGUUUGGAAAUUAUGGUAAUUUGAUUAACAUUGGAGGCUUUCUGAGAAAGGGUGAUAUUGUACGACCUUUGACGAAAGAUAACACUGGGGAUCGCAAAGUUGGAAGAAUUGAUGAACUACGUAAUCGUCCUCGUAAAAGAGGGAGCACUGACCUUUACACGAUGGAUAUUAUGUGGAAUUAUGAUACAGACAAUUCAGUUCUAGAAGAAAACUAUGAGUUUUCUUAUAAUUCAGGACACAGUGGUUACUUUCCUUUUGAACUUGUCCUUAGCUGAACACAUUUUAGUUGAAAACAUUAUAAUCAGUUGUUGAGUUAGGUAAGUAUAUGUUGUGCAACUGUAUACUAUUGUGUGUCAAUUAUCUUUCCUAUACCAUAAAUAGAUUGUUUCUUUAUGUAUAA